AUGAAAUUAAAUCUUCUUCUCGCAAUCCUCUUGACGCUUGUCGUUAUUUCCCAAGCAGCUCCUACAGGAACCAUUGAAGAAAGAAGCGAUUGUCCUCCUUACACGGAAGCUGCUUCAAGUUGUGAUCUCGUUUUUAUAUUUAAUGAUAUGCAGAAUCAUUACGGCACAUCAUUUAGUACAUAG
This is a messenger RNA of Funneliformis caledonium, 183 nucleotides long. The record is from the annotation of a GenBank genome assembly. Lineage: Eukaryota; Fungi; Glomeromycota; Glomeromycetes; Glomerales; Glomeraceae.